Messenger RNA from Clarias gariepinus (North African catfish), 2118 nucleotides. RefSeq lists its product as uncharacterized. NCBI's taxonomy places the organism in Eukaryota, Metazoa, Chordata, Actinopteri, Siluriformes, Clariidae. The record is from RefSeq and is a predicted model, not a curated record. The transcript has 3 exons. Bases 262 to 1344 code for a protein of 360 amino acids.
GUGCACGCAGGCCACUCUCGCAUGGUGAUCGCCAUGGCAACCGCACGUAACGCCGGCUCGCGCCACAAACACGCCGAGAUCAAUAGACUUCAUCGCUCGCUCCACGACCCGCGCGGACUCUCCCUCCAGGCGCACGAGCACCACGCGCUUCAGCCAGAUGUAACCACGGAUCAGGGAAUGGAAUGACGUGUCUCCCCACACACACACCACAGGAGGAGUUCCAGGAUCAGUCCCAUUGUCAGGACGCGUCAGGAUGCAUGGAUGAUGCAGAGUUUGGAGAAGCCGGACUGCGGUGCACCUUUGUGCAAGCUUUCAGGAGGAGGACGCGUGGAAGAGCUGCUGCUGAACAUUAGCGAGGAAAGCUCUGUGAAGGAGCAGGAACCUUAUGAGAUUCUCAACCAAACAGGCUGGGAUGAAGCUAUCCAAGGUUGGGGCAGGUGCUCUCCUUUUUCCUGCCUGUUUAUAGCACAACAAAGGAGCAAGAAGCACAAACAGGAGAUCUCAGCCUCCCAUUGUGUUCUUUGCACCGAUUUGAAGGACCUAAAGCUCUCGGACCUCAACCCUCCCCCCAGCCGAGCUCCCUACGAGAAAUCCGUAGAGCAUCUGAGAAUCAACGUUCCCUUAUCUCCGGAACACCUCAACAGAAUCCCGAGCGCCGUAACUUCUACCUCAUCCUCAGAAGAUGACAUGUUAGAGGAUUUCACUCUUAAGACGAGGAACGUGAAGAAAGGCUUGCUUGGAAAUAAAUGGCUGUUUGGGACUGAACAAUACGUACCUGACCGGAUUCUACCUCACCCACAUCAACCGGAUGCUCUGUGCCCGUGUAUGAAGGAUAGGAAUGCUGGGAAAGUGUCACUGCUUAGUCGAGUUAUGUUCCUGCCACCAGUAAAAGUGCCAACAAAUCCAAAGAGCUCAAACGGUUUAAAGGGCAGAGAUGACGGCACGACAAGAACAGUUAUGGUUAGCGAGAAAUGUGAUGGCGAUCCGGAAGAGGGAGCGGCCGUUUCUAAUUACAGCCCAACUGCAGGCACCACACAGGGGAUAAUCACGUCCAUGCAAGGACCAACGCAGUACCAGAAUCACCUCCUAUCUGCUUUAAAUGUCUCGAGAAAGUAUCAGAUCCCCAUCAACAGCUUGGCCGAGACUCAGCCCGGUGCCACCCAGUCGCUCCCAGAACGAAAUCUCAGGCAGGAAGAGCUGAUCAGGUCACCUGUAAGGCACAACUCGGCGCUCAGAUCGCUGUUAGCCGCCAAAAAUAAAAUUCUGAGAAAGGAAGAGCCUGAGCUUCCGAUGCUGCUGGGUACCAAGGUCCAGAUACCAGUGUCCACUCAGAGACUACUGUAGCUCCUCUCUCUCUCUCUCUCUCUCUCGUCCAGUUGACAUUAAAGAUGACUAUCUGCUGAAAAGAGACUGUAUAUUCUUUACACAUAUUAUUUAACUUUCAGGUAUAACGUGUUGAGUUUUACAGAUGGAAAAAAAAGGGGAAAAAAGUUGUACAUUAAGUAAUAAAAGAAACAUCCAGAGUUGUGCUAUUAUAAGAAAACUGAAAACACUUCCACAUCAUAUCCUAAAGUGUUUUAUUCCUUUUAUACCUCCUCAAUUUGCCAAAGCGUAUUUAUGUAUUUUCUGUAUGUGUUCAUGUUCAGUCCACGAAACACGCUUGUUCCUGUCAUCACUCGUGUUCCAGACGCCACGGUAUAAACAGUCGUUCCCGUCAUCCGUUUCUAUUUUUACCAACACAGAUUUGCAUGUUUCCGAGAAGCCUAAAAGUCAUCUCUCCUUAAGAUGUCGAUUCACCCAAAGAUAAGAACGUACGCCUGGCAUUCGAGUCAAAGUGGAACUUGAUUGUACAGAAUAACAAAACACAGUUAUGAGACUUAAAAACUUCCUUUAUUUCUAUAUAUAAUGUCCUGCUACACUAAUGCACUUAUCCCAGUGUUUCACUAGUGCUUGGACACCAUCAAGGUAGAAAGUUUGAUCGGCCAUCCUUCAUGGUUGUACAGCGGCUAAGAGUCUCAUCACCGCACGGUGUUUGAAGUAUUAAAUUGUUUGAAGUCUUCUGUAAAUUUCCAUCACUUUCAUUCAGCAAAUUUCCUUUCACAAAAGUCCCGGUUUGAC